Lepisosteus oculatus (spotted gar) is the source of this 1734-nucleotide messenger RNA. Lineage: Eukaryota; Metazoa; Chordata; Actinopteri; Semionotiformes; Lepisosteidae. The record is from RefSeq and is a predicted model, not a curated record.
UUCUCCUGUGCUGUUUGGAUACUUCUCAGCAAUCAGCUAAAUGCCUGCUUUGCUGGCCAUUCCUAAUAAAUACCAUUCUGUGUGUGUGUGUGCGCACACGCGCGCCCGUGCGCGUGUGGCUGUGUGUGUGCGCGCGUGAGCGCGUGUGUCAGUGUGUGUGUGUGUCCUGGAGGUCCUGGAGCACUGAACCGCUGGCUUUCCCAUUCAGUUGCAGGGCUGUUGGCUGUGGGAGACUCACCGAUCGCAGGCAGCACGAAUGGAGCGCAGCCGGACUGGAACUGAUCUGGGAUUGAUUGUGCAGAAACUACCGUCUUAAAAAGAGACCAGUGCCACAGAAUGCUGAGUCCCAUUGUCCCCUAUAGUCUGUUGAAGAUGCACUGGACCCCAGAGCAUGCCCAGCCCCUGACCCAGUGGCCCGAGCAGCACCUGGACGUCUCCUCCACCACCUCCUCGCCGGCCCACAAGUCCGAGCUGUACGCCGCGGGCCGGCAGCGCUACAACUACGCCUGGGCCAACGAUGACAUCUCCGCCCUCACCGCCUCCAACCUGCUCAAGCGCUACGCGGAGAAGUACUCGGGCAUGCUGGACUCGCCCUACGACCGCGCCCCCGUGCCCGGCUACCCCGAGCCUGGCCCGUUCGGGGGCCUCAACGGGCAGAAGAGCGAUGCCGAGCCCUGGCCCAUGUCGCACGGCUCCGACGGGGGGUACUCGCUGGCGCCCCCACCCCCCGGACACGAGGUGUUGGCAGGUUCGAAGGGCGCAGUGACUUCCGGGGUGCCCUCCGGCCCGAGCGGCGUGUCCAUCUCGGACCCGGGGUACAGUGCCGGGGGCUCUUGCAGCGGCCCUCCCUCCCAGGAGUACCCCCCUCCGGCCUAUAACGGCACCUACCUCUCCUCGGGGUACUGCUCCCAGCCCGGCUCGGCACUGCCCCCCGCCUCCCUGCUGCAGCCCCCCUCCACCCUGGUGCCCAGCUACACCCCUCCCAGCACCGUCUACAGCUACCCCCCCAGCUCCUACCCGCCCCAGCCCGGCCUGGCCCCUGCCUACGCCGGCGUCCACUCCCCGGCCUCCUACCUGCCCUCCGGCCUGGCCGCCCCCACUCCCCUGCCCCCGCCGCGGCCUGCCAUGGUGGGGGGCAGCUACGGGUACCAGGGCCACGGGCUGGCGGGGGGGCCGGAGCCCGGGGGCGCCCUGAAGAGGAAGGCCUUUGAGCUGGGGGUGGAGGAGGAGGGGGAGGAGGGGCCGCGGUACCGCAAGUACGGCUACGAGCACGCCAAGCCGGGGGCCGGCUCGCCCUACAGCGUGCCCCCCGACAAGGGCGAGUGCCGCGGCAACGGCUUCAGCGCCAGCAGCGCGCCGGACCCCCAGAGCAGCGCGGGGUACAAGCCGGGCAAGCCCCCCUCGCAGCCGGGGCUGGGCGCGGACGAGGUGGGGAAGUACGGCGGCCUGAAGCCCCUGGUGUCGCCGCCCUACAGCGCGGCGGGAGAGUACAGCCCGCCCGCGGCACUCGGCAGGGAGAACGGCAGCGGGGCGGAGCACGGCUUCGCGCACGCCCGCCUGGCCGCCAAGCUGCCGUCCGAGGAGCUGCUGAAGGCGGCCGACCCCCGGGCACUGGAGCUGAAGCAGAAGGAGCAGUGCCCGCGUGCAGCGAGCACGAGAGGGGCGUGCAAGAAACAGGCUGGGGCCGAAGCAGGAAGGACAGAGGUCAGUGUCCCACAGCACGCCACGGCCUAG